This is a messenger RNA of Gadus macrocephalus (Pacific cod), 1666 nucleotides long. Its product is annotated as tensin-1-like. Gene Ontology annotation, biological process: fibroblast migration. The record is from RefSeq and is a predicted model, not a curated record. Bases 26 to 928 code for a protein of 300 amino acids. Lineage: Eukaryota; Metazoa; Chordata; Actinopteri; Gadiformes; Gadidae. The transcript has 9 exons. Gene Ontology annotation, molecular function: protein binding.
AGUUCUGGUGAGUGUCUUCUGUGUGAUGCCCUGCAGGGGGUCUCAGUGGUUCUUGUGCUCCCUCAGACGGCUGCCGGACAUCAAGAUGAACGUCAAGUUUGUACAGGACACCUCCAAGUACUGGUACAAACCCGACAUCACCAGAGAGCAAGCCAUCCUGCUGCUGAAGGACCGUGAGCCCGGUGCCUUCGUGAUCCGGGACAGCCACUCGUUCCGCGGCGCCUACGGCCUCGCCAUGAAGGUGGCCUGCCCCCCCCCCACGGCCCAGCCCACCAAGAAGGUGGGCGUGGACCUGAUCAGCGAGCUGGUGCGUCACUUCCUGAUCGAGACCAGCUCCAAGGGCGUGCGCCUCAAAGGGUGUCCCAACGAACCCUACUUCGGUUGUCUCUCUGCUCUCGUGUAUCAACACGCCAUGACGCCGCUGGCUCUGCCCUGCAUCCUGAUGAUCCCAACAAAGGACCCUAACGAGGAGGCCCUGGAGCUGGCCAUGCCCACUGACUCUGUGGUGGACCUCCUCAAACAGGGAGCAGCCUGCAGUGUCCUCUACAUCAACUCGGUGGACAUGGAGUCCCUGACCGGCCCCCAGGCCAUCUCCACGGCGGUGGGCCGCACCCUGAGCACCAACCCCCUCCCCGCCGCCACGCCCGUCCACUUCAGGGUGUCCCCCCAGGGGGUCACGCUCACCGACAGCCAGAGGAAGCUCUUCUUCAGGCGACACUACCCCAUCACCACGGUGACCUACUGUGACGUCGACCCGCAGGACAGGAAGUGGGAGAAGGAGGGAGGAGGCUCUGUGAGGCUCUUUGGCUUCGUGGCCCGUAAACAGGGCAGCACCACGGACAACGUCAGCCACCUGUUCGCCGAGCUGGACCCCGCCCAGCCGGCUCCCGCCAUCCUGUCCUUCCUCUCCAGGAUGAUGAAGCGCUGAACACCCCCGGCGGACAUUUGUCUCCCUCGUCGCCCCUCUUCUGUUUUUGUCCCGCCCAAUCGAAGGACUCCUCUCCUCCUGUUCCUCCCUUCUCUCUCCCCCUCCUCCCCUCCGUUCUCCCCCUCGUUGGUUCGUGCGGUCGUUGACGGGGUGUUUCCGUUUCCAGGCGUUUGGCGGUCGACCGGGCGGGAGGCCGUCCCAGGAGCGACCCUGAGGUGAAGAUGCUAGCUAGCCUCUAGCUAGCUAGCCGCGAGGUUAAACGCAGGGCUAGGCUCGUCGACGGACGGACGAGAGUACGGAUUUACCAAAGGCAGUCAAAAAAAGAAAAAGAAAACACAGGAUGUGAUGUUUUCCAAAAGAAGAAGCCAUUUUUGUUUCCCCGGUGGAGACGGUUUCCCGCCUUCCGUCGUCGACAAGAGAGAAAAAAACAAAAUGGAGGCAGAACGCGAGUUCAUGGACAUUGGUCUUCAGGUUGAAAAAAAUAAAAUAAAAAAAUAAAUAUAAGAUGUCCUCGACGACGUCCUGUAGAGGAGUGUGACCUCUGACCUUGACCUCUGAAGACCUUAUGCAUGUUGACUUGAUCUUUGACCUCUAGCCCUCGUUCCCAGGCCGGUCGUGUGUUAAAAAAAAAAAUAAGGGCUCUUCUGCACGGAAAGAAAAAACAAAAGAACAAACACAAAAAAAAAAAUGGACUCUUGGCUCUCAGAACAAUGCAGCGCCAGCUCUGCUGCCCUCCCC